AUGAGUUUCGAUUCGACUCGCUCCGGGAACUCAGUUUCGAAUUCGAAACGGAGCUUCAAUUCAAUUUCUUCAAAUCCUUAUAACAAAACCAGUAGCAGUGGUGCUAAAAGUACGAAUACUGAUAAGAAGAAGAAGAAGACGAACCAGAAAACCCUGGGCAUGGCUUGGGGAGCCAAUUCUCGCUCUUCCUCUCGCUCCGCCUUCCGUAAUUCUCCCUUCUCCGAUUUCGGCAGUUACAUGGUUUUGAAGAAUAAAAAACUACACGAACAGUUUGAUGCCGAGGCUUCAAGCUCUUCUCAAAGUGGUUCUGCUUCUGGGAAAUCUAUAUUUCACGGGGUUUCGAUUUUUGUGGAUGGAUAUACCGUCCCGUCUAGUCAGGAGCUUCGAGGCUACAUGUUAAAGUAUGGAGGACGAUUCGAGAAUUAUUUUUCAAGGCAUCGUGUUACUCAUAUAAUCUGCAGUAAUCUCCCUGACAGUAAAAUCAAGAAUUUGAGGUCAUUCAGUGGUGGGCUUCCAGUAGUUAAACCCACCUGGGUUCAAGAUUCAGUUGCUGCUAAUAAACUUUUGAGUUGGAUCCCUUAUCAACUCGAUCAGCUUGCAAGUGAAAUUCAUAACCAACCAAAACUAUCUGCUUUCUUUCCUCUGAAAAACAUCCGAGAUUCUGAUGAUGUAGCCCUAAAUCUUGGCAAUCAAGAAAUUUCUGAAACUGAGAAUUCAUCAUUGGAGUAUGGGACUUUGAUGGUUGCCAAUUGUCCCGAACAGUGUGAUUCUACAGAACAAGUGGACCAAUGCGGUCCAGAAUUUGAUGGCCUUUUGCACGUGGGCCCUACCGAAAUGAUACUAGAAGAGCCUGCUUGUAGUGUAGGAAGCCAUUGUGAACCGAAAGGUGCUGAACUCUGUGAUAUUUCCAUGUUAGAUGGGAUGGAUACAGGAUUUGAACCCAAGUCUAUUAGUUCUUUUCAGGCUUCUGCUUCAGUUUGCAGUUGCAUCCCUGAUGAUCAUAAUUCUAAAGAAUCGUCAAGUUCAAGAAUCAGUUUAGCAUCUAAUCAGCCUCAUUCAACUCUUGUAGAUCCUGAUUUUGUUGAAAAUUAUUUUAAGAGCUCUAGGUUGCAUUUUAUUGGAACUUGGAGAAAUCGGUACCGGAAGCGUUUUCCCACCUCAUCUGAUGGGUUUAGAGAGAAAAGUUCUUGUCUCAACGCCUCUGCAGUGGUUCACAAGACUGCCAUAAUACAUGUUGAUAUGGAUUGCUUCUUUGUAGCAGUGGUCAUCAAAAACCGUCCCGAAUUACAAGACAAACCUGUUGCUGUUUGCCAUUCAGAUAGUCCCCGCGGAACUGCUGAAAUAUCAUCUGCCAAUUAUCCUGCUCGAGAUUAUGGAAUCAAGGCUGGAAUGUUUGUUAAAGAUGCCAAGGCACGUUGUCCUCAUCUUGUAAUUGUUCAUUAUGAUUUUGGAGCUUAUGAGAAGGUGGCAGAUCAAUUUUAUGACAUUUUGCAUAAGCACUGCAACAAAGUUCAGGCUGUCAGUUGUGAUGAAGCAUUUCUUGAUGUCACUGACUCGAGUGUGGAGGAUCCCCAGCUUUUAGCUUCAGUAAUCAGAAAAGAGAUUUUAGACACUACAGGAUGCACUGCAAGUGCAGGGAUUGCAGGAAAUAUGCUUAUGGCCCGUCUUGCUACAAAAACUGCAAAACCGGAUGGCCAAUGUUACAUUCCUCCUGAGAAGGUGGAUGAUUAUUUACGUGCACUUCCAGUCAGAGCACUUCCUGGAAUUGGUCAUGUUUUGGCAGAGAAGUUGAAAAAAGGGCAAAUUGAAACUUGUGGAAAGUUGCGCAUAAUAUCUAAGGAAUCUCUUCAGAAGGAUUUCGGUGUGAAAACUGGAGAUAUGCUCUGGAAUUAUAGUAGAGGGAUCGACAAUCGACACGUUGGAGUGAUUAAGGAAAGCAAAUCUAUAGGUGCUGAAGUGAACUGGGGUGUGAGGUUCAAAAAUACAAAUGAUGCUCAACGUUUCUUGACGAACCUGUGCAAGGAGGUUUCACUGCGAUUGCAGGGAUGUGGAGUGUUAGGUCGCUCUUUUACCCUGAAGAUAAAGAAGAGACGAAGUGAUGCUGGCGAGCCAAUAAAGUAUAUGGGCCAUGGAGACUGCGAGAACCUUAGCCAUUCCAUUACGAUUCCGAUGGCCACAGACGAACUGGAUGUGAUUCAGAGGACAACCACUCAGCUUUUUGGAUAUUUUCAAAUAGAUGUUAAAGAUAUCAGAGGAAUGGGCUUGCAGGUUUCUAAACUCGAAAACACAAAUAAUGGCAAGCUAGUCCACCAGAGGAAUUCAAUUCUAUCCUGGCUUGUUUCCACUUCAACAAAGGACACAGAUCAAGAGAAAGUUACUAGUCUCACCAAGAACAAUGAUAUAGUUGGGAAACUGAAUGUUGAAGGAGAUCGAGGUCAGUUGUGCUCCAAUCAUGCUGGACCAUCUGUCCGAAGUGAUGCUAGCUUGUCUGCUGGUGUAAGUGGCAUUAGGCAGGGUGUGAUUCUCCCUCCUCUACAUGAUCUUGAUGUGGGAGUUAUAGUCUCUCUUCCACCUGAUGUCGUUGCAGAAAUUAAUGACAUGUAUGGUGGGGAGUUAACAAGUUUCAUUUCCAAGUAUAAAAGUGACAUGAAUAUGUCUACUACUUCAGUUGAUAGUUUUGAGGGGGUAACUUCUGAGGAAAAGGAAUGCCGUCCCUCUCAUCUGGUCCAAUCUAAUAAAUUCUCCUUUGACAUUAAGUGUGGUGAUGAGGGAACCCCCAUUCGACCUUUUUCUGCUUCAGUUUCUGAAAAUAUUGCCGUAAUGCCCUCAUCUCUGAGUCAGGUAGAUCGCUCGGUGUUGCAACAACUUCCUCAAGAGCUGAGGGAAGACAUACUUGAGUUUCUUCCUGCACACAGGAGACUAGAAUCUGUGCCAGAUGCUUUGCUGAAUCCAACUGAGAAUCAGACUGGAUGUACUCAAUUUGUUUCAGCUAAUGAGCUUUGGAUUGGAAAUCCUCCUCUGUGGGUUGACAAGUUCAAAGUCAGCUGCUGUGGGAUGUUGAACAUUUUUUCUGAGAUGUAUUAUAGAUCAGGACAUUGCCAUUUGUCUUCUAUACUUCAGCGGCUUUUCUCUGAGAAGCGUGUUCCUCUGGAUGUGGGCACUGAUGAAUGGGACGAUGCUGUUAGUUGCUUGUGUGAGCUUGUUAAGCAAUAUUUAGAACUCAAAAUUCAAACAGAUAUUGAGGAGGUUUAUGUUUGUAUCCGCCUUUUAAGAAGGUUAACUAAGAGGUCGAAAUUUUUUGGACUAGUUUGUGACAACAUACUUCCUCAUCUUCAGGCAUCUGUUGGCGAAAAUUAUGGAGGAACUCUUAAUGUCUCUUCUGUCAAGGAUUAG
Fraxinus pennsylvanica is the source of this 3393-nucleotide messenger RNA. The record is from the annotation of a GenBank genome assembly. Lineage: Eukaryota; Viridiplantae; Streptophyta; Magnoliopsida; Lamiales; Oleaceae.